Molecule: messenger RNA, 1359 nt
Organism: Telopea speciosissima
Lineage: Eukaryota; Viridiplantae; Streptophyta; Magnoliopsida; Proteales; Proteaceae
Product: protein CUP-SHAPED COTYLEDON 2
Exons: 3
Coding region: 247-1314 (355 amino acids)
Biological process (GO): regulation of DNA-templated transcription
Molecular function (GO): DNA binding
Source: RefSeq, a predicted model, not a curated record
AUUCUAUUCUGCUGUUUUAGAAAACUGAGGUCCUCCUCUUCUGUUCUGUAAUUCAUUCGUUUCAACCAUUGGUUACAGAAGCAAAGGUUAUUAUGAGAUCUUAAAAAGAAACCUUUUUCUUGCUCUGUCUUAUAUCAUGGGUUUUUAGUACUUUUUCAUGAAAGCUUAAAAAACCCAUUAAGUUUAACUCCUCCCCCGUACUUCAAAUAUUCUUCCUUUGUUUUCUGCAACUGGGUUUCUGUUUCCAUGGAAAACUACCAACUUUUUGACAACAGUGACCCACAUUUGCCUCCUGGCUUUCGAUUCCAUCCAACCGACGAAGAGCUCAUCACUUACUAUCUUGUUAAGAAGGUUCUUGACAGUAGCUUCACAGGCAGAGCUAUUGCUGAGGUUGAUCUGAACAAAUGUGAACCUUGGGAGCUUCCAGAGAAAGCAAAGAUGGGUGAGAAAGAGUGGUACUUCUUUAGUCUCCGAGACCGAAAGUACCCAACUGGGCUUCGAACAAACAGAGCCACUGAAGCUGGUUACUGGAAAGCAACUGGGAAGGAUAGAGAGAUUUACAGCUCAAGAACUUCUGCACUUGUGGGUAUGAAGAAAACUUUGGUUUUCUAUCGUGGUAGAGCUCCAAAGGGUGAGAAAAGCAACUGGGUCAUGCAUGAAUAUCGCCUUGAAGGGAAACUAUCGUACCAUUACCUCUCCCGAAGCUCCAGGGAUGAGUGGGUGAUCUCCCGUGUGUUUCAAAAGACUGUAGCCAUUGGUGGUGGUGGUAGUGGAAGUAGCAGUAAUGGAAGCAAGAAGAAUCGUCUCUCUUCCACUGCAAAUCUUUGCCAGGAUGUUGGGUCUCCAUCAUCGUCGUCGCUUCCGCCACUGCUCGAUUCGUCUCCCUACACGGUAAAUGACCGAGAGAGUUGCUUUUAUGAGAGCGAAAGCGCAAGGGAGCACGUGCCCUGUUUCUCCACCGUAGCUGCUUCUGCUGCUGCUGCUGCUGCUGUACCUUAUAUGAAUCAUCAGCUCCCAUUGGUUCUUGGGUCAUCUGCUUCGUCGCUCAUCUCUCCUACAGACAACCCUGCACGGUUUGGGAGGUACGAGGGACUCUCGGGGUUCCCAAGCUUGAGAUCUUUGCAGGAAAAUCUACAGUUUCCUUUCUUCUUCUCUCAAGUGGCGCCGGAGGGUGCCAUACCGGUCUCCAACCACCAAAAUGGGCUUAACAUGUGCAGCUCCGGUGUCAAUUGGACAGAAUGUGAACCUCAGAAGAUGGAGACAAGCAGGUUGCCAGUGGGGGCCACCGAGCUUGAUUGCAUGUGGAGUUACUGAUCCCUAAGACAUGAAAGAGAAUUGAGGCAAUGACCCCUCUCUCUG